AUGCAUAAUAAUUCAAAACUAUUCAUUUGUUUUCUAAUAUUUUUAAAUAUAAUAAAUAUAUUAAGUAAAGCAUCUUUUGCUACAAUUUCCCGCUUAACAUAUGAUACAGGACAUAUAUUGGGAUCAGAAGAUCUUAAAAUUAAUAGAAAAGGAACUCUUUCUAUUGAAGAUAUCAAUUGCCCAACAAAUAUUGGAAGAAAAUUAGAAGAAAAAUUACAAUAUUAUAAUUUAGAAUAUAGAGGAACAUUUUUAGAAACGUUAUCAAAUACCACAAAAUAUAAUGAAGUUUGUAGAAUUUAUAAUGAAAGCAUGAUAUCACUUCUUCAAUGUCCUAAAGAAGAGGUUCAAGCACCAACUGCUAUAAUUGCCUUACUUAAAAUUUUUUGUCAUAUAAAAAAAGAAAUAACAAUGAAAUAUGUACAAUGUUGUUCUAGAAUAGAAGUUUUAAAAUCAGGAGAUUCAAGUAAUCGGGAAAUUAGUUGCAUUUUUGCUUACUGUUCAACUGUUUGCCUAGCUAAUCAAAUAUCAGAAUGUGGGGUAGAGGAAGAUUUAAAAGAUAUUUAUUACUAUCUUAAUGGUGCUUCAAUGCUACUUGGAGUUGAGGCUGCCCUUAGGCACGAUGUUUCACCACCACAAAUGCUUGAAGCAUAUAAUAAAAUACCGUUAAAGUGUCGAGAGAUGAUGGAAAAAUCCGUUUCUGCUUCAAUGGGAAAAUUUUAA
This is a messenger RNA of Strongyloides ratti, 720 nucleotides long. RefSeq lists its product as hypothetical. The coding region runs from base 1 to 720 and encodes 239 amino acids. Lineage: Eukaryota; Metazoa; Nematoda; Chromadorea; Rhabditida; Strongyloididae. The transcript has 5 exons. The record is from RefSeq and is a predicted model, not a curated record.